This is a messenger RNA of Fusarium odoratissimum NRRL 54006, 666 nucleotides long. RefSeq lists its product as uncharacterized. Lineage: Eukaryota; Fungi; Ascomycota; Sordariomycetes; Hypocreales; Nectriaceae. The transcript has a single exon. The record is from RefSeq and is a predicted model, not a curated record. The coding region runs from base 97 to 576 and encodes 159 amino acids.
CAAUGCUGUCCAAUACUACUCAAGUUAUGGGCUUUAGAGAGAGAUAACUUGCAAGCACUUUCAUUCACAACCGCCAUCUCAGAUAACAACUCAAUCAUGGCUUCAAACGACAACACGCCCAGCCUGGAAGCACUUCUCCAACGUCUCCAACUCCUCGAAGACAAAGACACACUAGCAACACUGCUCAACCGCUACUGCAACACGGCUGACGACCACAAAUGGGACGAAUUCGCCGACUGUUUCGUUCCCAACGGUGUUCUCGGAUUCGAGAGCUGGGGCGAUGUCGUGGGUGUUGAAAAUAUCGCUGCUGCUGCCCGCGGUGCGGAAGACAGAUUUCAAGGUCUACAGCACUCAAUGAGCAAUCUACAGUUCACAGUCAAUGGAGACACGGCUGAGGGGAGAUGUUAUCUCUGGUUUUCUGCGACUAUGGAUACGAGCAAGCCUCAUGAGUACCAUGCCUUUGGAGGACAUUAUCGGUUCAAGUUUCAGCGAACAGACAAGGGAUGGAAGAUAUCAAGAAUGCAGCUUAAGAAGAUCUGGGCGCAAAAUGAAGAUACAGAGCGCGUAUUCGGAUAGAGCUAUUUAGAAGAGGACGAGCUGGAAGGACAUGGCAUACUCUAUCUGCCUCUAUAUCUUAAUGCUCAUUUUGUUGUCCACCAUAUUCAU